Mytilus californianus (California mussel) is the source of this 8399-nucleotide messenger RNA. Its product is annotated as serine/threonine-protein phosphatase 6 regulatory ankyrin repeat subunit C-like. The record is from RefSeq and is a predicted model, not a curated record. Gene Ontology annotation, cellular component: glycosylphosphatidylinositol-N-acetylglucosaminyltransferase (GPI-GnT) complex; membrane. Bases 22 to 4737 code for a protein of 1571 amino acids. Gene Ontology annotation, molecular function: protein binding; calcium channel activity. NCBI's taxonomy places the organism in Eukaryota, Metazoa, Mollusca, Bivalvia, Mytilida, Mytilidae. The transcript has 28 exons. Gene Ontology annotation, biological process: calcium ion transmembrane transport; GPI anchor biosynthetic process.
GAAACAGGAGUGACUCCUUUAAUGAUAGUGGUUAGAGAAAAUAAACUGGUGCUUGCUGAAAGACUUUUAGACCUAGGUGCAGGUGUUAAUGACAGAGCUAAGGAUGGGAGAACAUGUUUACACUAUGCAGCUUCCUUUGCCAAGGAUGACAUUGUUAAAUUAUUACUCAACAGAAAGGCAGAUUGUAAUUUACCUGGAGGGCCAAAAGAUCAGCUACCAUUACAUAUGGCCUCUGCCAGAAAUACAGGGGCAGUUACAGUUGUACAAUAUCUUCUAAAAUCUGCUGGAAAGGAAACCAGACUGGUUACUGAUAAAGGAGGUUCUAUUCCACUGUUCUUUGCGGCUGAAGUAGGAAAUAUAUCUGUUUGUAAAGAAUUACUAACACAACAUGCAGAUCAGCAACUGGCAGCCCAGAAAGAGGAUAAUGGAGACAAUGUGUUACAUAUAGCAUGUAGAAGAAGAGAUCUUGACCUUGUCAAAAUGUUGCUUGAAAGUGGAAUAUCAGUUGAUGCCACUAAUUAUGAUGGGCAUACUGCUUUACAUAUUGCAUCAUGGGAAGGAGAUGAGAUGCUGGUUAAAUAUCUGUACCAGAUGAAAGCUAAUCCAAACCUGUCAGAUAGGAUGGACAGAGUACCUGUACACUUGGCAGCAGAAAGAGGACAUACAACUAUAGUGGACCUUCUUGUAGACAAAUGUAAAGCAUCUAUUUCUGCUCGGACUAAAGAUGGCAGCACUCUCAUGCAUAUAGCUUCUACAUAUGGUCAUCCUGACACUGCCUUAACGUUUCUUAGAAAAGGAGUUCCCCUUCAGAUGCCAAAUAAGUCUGGCGCCAUCUGUUUACAUGCUGCAGCGAUGAAAGGGCAUACUAAUGUUGUACGAGCUUUAUUACAAAAAGGUGCAGCUCCUGAUUCCAAAACAAAGGAUGGAUCUACAGCAUUACAUCUAGCAGUAGAGUGUUGUAAGCCACAAGUUGUACAAACACUACUGGGAUUUGGAGCACAAGUAGAACUCAAAGGGGGAAAGGCACAAGAGACACCCUUACAUAUAGCUGCUAGGACAAGAGAAGGAGAAAAAUGUGCUGAAAUGUUGUUAAAAAGUGGUGCAGAUGUUAAUGCUACAAGGGAGAAUGGAGAAACUGCAAUGCAUAUAGCAGCUAGACAUGGUCAAAUACAGAUGGUGAUAGCUUGUUUAGAGGAAGGAGGGGAUCCUACACAACAAUCAAAGAUAGGAGAAACACCAUUGCAUGUUGCUGUUAGACACUGCCAUUUAGAUGUGGCCAGGGAACUAUUAACAAUCGUCAGUAGAUCUAGGUCUAGAAUUGAUUCUGUGAUGCUUGUCAAUCAGCAGAACUGGGAAGGGGAAACCACAGUACAUUAUGCAGCAGAGUUGACAAAGAAUAUGGCACAUGAGGAUAUGGAAGAUACAGAUAUGAUCAAGUUAUUACUGGAGUAUGAUGGAGACACAAGCUUACACACUAAACUGACAUUUGAAACUCCCUUACACUAUUGUGCCAGGGCUGGUAAUGGGGACAUACUGUUAGAGAUUGUCAAACAUAUUGGUGCUCUAGGUGUACAGAAGGCUGUUAAUAAACAGUCUAAGAAUGGUUGGUCUCCAUUGUUAGUAGCGAGUGAGCAGGGUCAUAUCAGUAUUGUAAAGAUCCUUCUACAGCACCAUGCCAGAGUUGAUGUUUUUGAUGAGAAUCAUGGUAAAGCUGCUUUACAUUUAGCAGCGGAGAGUGGCCAUGACCAAGUGGCUGAUGUUCUGUUGUGGCACAAAGCUUUUGUCAAUGCCAAGUCAAAACAGGGAGUAACACCUCUUCAUUUGGCUGCUCAGAAUGGUUACAACAAACUGGUUAAACUGCUGAUAGAGACACAUGGGGCAACAAUUGAUGCAUUGUCCUUGGCUAAAAGAACUCCAUUACAUAUGGCAGCCCAAAGUGGUCAGAUGGAAGUUUGUAGUACAUUGCUGAAUAUGAAAGCUGAUGCUAAUGCUACUGAUGUGCAUGGUCAGACUCCUCUACAUUUGGCUGCUGAGAAUGAUCAUUCUGAUGUAGUAAAGUUGUUCCUAAAGUACAGACCAGAAUUAGUAACAAUGGCUAACACAAAUGGUAUGACAUGUGCCCACAUUGCUGCUGCUAAAGGAAGUGUUGCUGUUGUCAAGGAGCUAAUGAGGUUCAACAAAGGAGUUGUCACUACAGCUAGAAAUAGAACCAAUGAUUCUACAGCUUUGCACCUUGCAGCAGCCGGAGGUCAUAAAGAGGUCGUACAGGUGCUAUUAGAGGCUGGGGCUUCCGCUGUUGAUGAAAAUGCUGAUGGAAUGACAGCAAUCCAUUUAUCAGCUAAACAUGGUCACACUAACAUAUUGGAAGCUUUGAAAGGACAUGUAUCAUGGAGGAUAACUAGUAAAAAGACUGGAUUGUCAGGACUACAUGUAGCUGCCCACUUUGGACAGGUAGAUUUUGUCAGGGAAAUGUUGACAAAAGUUCCUGCUACAGUUAAAAGUGAGCCUCCAGUUGGGGGAGAUUCAGGUGAAGAAGUAUUUGGAAAUGAUUCUGGUUUGACACCAUUACAUUUAGCUGCCCAGUCGGGACACGAGGGAUUAGUCAGAUUGUUACUCAACUCACCAGGAGUACAGGCUGAUGUUUCAACCAAUGCUCAGGGAGCUAUUCCAUUACACUUAGCAGCACAAGGAGGACAUACAUCAGUGGUCAGUUUGUUGCUAAGUAAGUCAACCAGCCAAUUACAACUGAAGGACAAGAGGGGAAGAACUGCCUUACAUUUGGCUGCUGCCAAUGGUCAUUUGGAUAUGGUCGCUUUAUUACUUGGCCAAGGGGCAGAUAUAAAUGCUUGUGAUAAGAAUGGAUGGACUUCGCUACAUUUCUCUGCCAAAGCUGGAUAUCUAAACGUUGUCAAACUGCUUGUUGAAAGUGGAGCAUCGCCAAAGUUUGAAACAAAGGAUGGGAAAGUGCCAAUAUGUUAUGCUGCAGCUAUGAACCACUCUGAAGUGUUGAGUUAUCUGUUGAGGAAAGAUCACAACACUCAGCAUCUAAUGGAUGAUAAAAAGUUUGUAUUUGACCUAAUGGUCUGUGGGAAACUGACAAAGAACAAGUGUCUGGAAGAGUUUAUACUGCUUUCACCUGCUCCAGUCGACACUGCUGCCAAAAUGUCAAGUAGCUUCCGUCUGCUAGCUAGCAAAGAAAAGGAGAGGUCACGUGACCUCCUGGUUGCUGGGGACUACUGUGAAUUUAUGGCUACUGAGUUGACUGCAAUAGCUGCUAGUUCUAACAGUGCAGGACAAAUUCUAAAGUCUGUUGAUAAUCAUGGAACUCCAUUUUUAGAUGUGUUGAUCGAAAAUGAGCAGAAAGAAGUAGUUUCCCAUCCAUCAGUUCAGAAAUAUUUAUCCGAUGUUUGGAUGGGUAAUUUGAAAUGGACGACAUGGAAAAUUGUGAUGUUAUUUUUAGUAUUUUUGUUUGUACCUUUAGUGUGGUUAAUAGUAUCUUUACCAUUAAGACAAAGAUACAACAAAAUUCCUAUAAUCAAAUUCAUGGCAUACCUAGUAUCACAUUUGUAUUUAAUGUUCUUGUUUUCACUGACAGUAGUGUAUCCAUUGACGCCAAUAUAUCAAUCAGCAUCGUUAAUACCACACUGGUACGAGUGGUUAUUAUUAGCAUGGUUAUCAGGUCUGCUGGUGUCAGAACUAACAAAUCCAGGUGAUAGAGGAGGACUUGGAUGGCUUAAGGUCAUAUCCAUAGCUGUUAGUGCAAUUGGAAUAUUCCUUCAUGUCAUUGCUUUUGCAUUUUCAUAUGACGAAAGGCUAAUAUUAUUAUACAUAAGAAAUCAAAUCUUAGCUUGGGCAUUAUUAAUGAGUUUUGUACAGCUUCUGGACUUCUUAUCAUUUCAUCAUUUAUUUGGACCGUGGGCCAUUAUUAUAAGAGACUUGCUGAAAGACUUAACAAGAUUUCUUGUCAUAUUACUGAUAUUUAUGAUAGGUUUCACAUUACAUUUGUCAGCAAUAUAUCAACCAGUGUACGCUCCUAAAGAUCCAGAUCCAUCCCUGGGUAAUGGGUUAGGUAAUGGAGAACCAGUAACAUACUUGACGCCAAUCGAUGCAUUUGAACUGUUAUUUUUCUCAUUAUUUGGAUUAGUGGAUCCAGAUUCAUUGCCAACACUUUAUCGUAAUCCAGCAUGGGUGAUCACACUGGCCAAAAUUGUAUUUGGAACAUAUAUGAUGGUGACACUUAUUGUUCUUAUAAACCUGUUAAUUGCUAUGAUGUCAGAUACGUAUCAGAGGAUACAGCAACAGUCUGAUACAGAAUGGAAGUUUGGAAGAGCCAAACUAAUCAGAAACAUGAACAAGACAUCUGCAACACCAGCUCCAUUAAAUUUGUUCACCAAGAUUUUUGCAUAUUGCCGUAUGGCAUGUAAAUACAAAGGAAAGUUGUGUUCUGCGCAAGCGAAGGACUAUGUAAAUGAUGAAGAUGACAAUGAUGCCUUGUCUGAUUCACGAUCUGUUGACCUUCUCGCCCAAAAUUCUGUUGGUUGGUUGAGAAAUGUUGUCAGGCGUAAUACACAGGUUGCCCCUGAAGAUGGGUUUUUACGUGUUACUGGUCACCAUGGUCCCCAGAGAAUAGAAGAUGUUGUUGACUGGCCUAUGGUUGUACAGAGGUAUCACUCUAUGCAAGGAUUUGAGAAGCAGGAUGUGGGAGGCAAUGAGAAUAGCAAUCUACAAAUGGAGUGAAUGCAGGAAAGAUUUCAUGAUAAUCAAACAAGUCUGUGAUCUGUUUAACUGUUUAUUUCAUGUUUUUAUUGGGAAUUAUUAUGUGGAUUAUUUACUCGUACCAAAUUAUACAUGCUGGCAUACACAAGAGUGAAGAUAUACACUUGAUUUCCAACUCAAGUGGAAAGAAACAAAAUGUUUACAUGAAAUUGAUUUUAAGUAAAAUACAUUAUACCUUUAUGUAAUGUGUUAUUAUGUACAUUUUGUGAUAUCAAAUAUUAUUAUAAUUUUUUUCCUUUCAUUUGUAAUUAAUGUUAUAUGAAACUCUUAAUUUAAAACAAUCAGUAUAGUUUAUGACUUCACUUGUUCUAGACCAAUUAUAUAGCAGGGUUAUAUCUAAUACCAAAUUAAUGUCUCUUUCAUUUUACCCAUACCACUCUUUAAAUAGCCUAAAAGGAAUGUGCUUAACAAUAUAUGACACUUAACAAUCUGUUAAAACUCACUAAAGAUUAAAGAUUUGAGAUUUUCUUGGAAGUUCAAUGAUGAUAUGAUACCUCCAUUAUUAUAAUACACAGACACAUAGCAUUUUAUUAUCGAGGAAAAUUUUAUCAGGUUUACAUUUCCAUAAAGCAAAUUUUAACACAUAAUGUCUCUCAAGCUCUUAUGUAUCAUAGUAUUCUGACAUAAGGAAAACAGUAAAAUGUCUUUUACAACUAUUCUGCCUGGGCAGGAAACAUCCUCUGUAUCAACAAUUGAAAAAACAAACAAAAAUGUUAUUGAUAUGAAGGGGGAUAACUCAAAUUUACUUUUUCCAUUAGAACUAUUCCACAUAAAAAUCUUAUCUUUCAACUUUUUGUAUGAAUGCUCGAUGAAAACAAGAUUAUCAUAUGAAAAACUAUUUGUUUAUAGAUUGAAUAGUUUGAAAUUAUUGAAAACAAAGUUUUCUUUGAUUCUUAUAAAAUGUCAAAAUUACGUUUUCAUAUUUUCAUUUUAAAAUGACAACUUUUAAGUAAUAAUUUUAUAUGUAUACUUAUGUGCAAUAAAUUGUUUACAAACAUUGUUUUUCUAUACCCUGCUUUCUGCAUUUCUGUGUAUUCUGCAAAAAACCCUUAUCUGACCAUAUGUAUCAUGGUCAGUUUGCUGGAUGCGAUGGUCUAUAUGACGCAUGAUGGUUAGUUUUAAUGUGCAAUUAUUGUGAGAAGAAGAUUUUUUUUAUUUAUUUGUAUAUAAAUUUGUAUUCAUUAUUGUCCAUAAAACAUUCAUGACAUUUCGGUAUUGAUGACAUAUAUGUGUAUGGUUGAAAUAAAAGAAUAGUUAAAAGAAUUAUCAUCCUGCAAUAAGCCUUUUUACCAAACAAAUGCAUUAUGUAAUAAUCUUAUACUGUUUGAAUAUCAGCAGUUAGUACCUUGCUAAUAUUAUAGAUUCAUCUAUACCUUUAAUUUACAUGUCUAAAAAGGGUGUUUGCAACUUUUAAAAUACAAGAAUAUAUUUCAUAUUAUGCAUGUCCUUUACAUUUUUACAUUUUAAGACUUUCAGAUGAAGAACAGCAAUAAAAGCACUGUUCCUUUGCUUUUUGUGUGUUUUUUUGAUGUGCAUGUACUGACUUUGUGUCAUGGAUGGAUACCCCAUAUCCUUUGUUUUUCUAUUAAUAUUACCAUCUAUUUAGAAUUUUGAUUUUGGGGCAUGUUUUCAAGUGAGUCACAAUUAGGGUGCUACACAUUUUCAACAUAUACUUAACACGAUUUCCUCCAUAUUGACAUUUCUAUUCAAAGGGAAAAAUCUCAAACCACAAUUUAAUGAUACUUAUUUGAUGAUUUAAAACACACACCAUUAAUGUCACCUUUUGAUAUCACUUUUCAGAACAGUUCUAACCACAAAUUCACAAAUUUAAUUGAAAUAACAUCCCAACCACUUAGAAUUACAAUCCCAUAAACCACAAUUACCAAUGCAUGCCCAAUUUCAUGCCCUAAUUUUAUCCCAUAUUUUUAUCCUAUUUUUCUAAAAAAAAUCUUCAGUUCAUUUAUAAUAUAAUUCUGUUAUCCUUAUAACUUUGAUAUACUUUUAUUCUGCAUUUCAUUUCCCCUAAUCAAAGUCACAAUAUGUUUAAAAACUUCAAUCGUUACCUGAUGGCAAAUAAAUCUCAAUUACCAUAUACAUCCAUCUGUACCCCACUUGUAGUAAUAUUCAAACACCACAAAAUUAUGAAUUAAUUUGAUAAAAGCUUUUCCUACCAGCUAAAUUAAAUUCCUUUAUGGAGAAUUUUAAAAACUUAGCUAAUAUUUUCCAUUAAUAAAUGAUGUAAUAAAAUUCUUGGUGUAAAUGGAUAUGCUGAAUCUAACUCUGUAUUUAGAUUUUGGAUAUUGGACAAUAACCUAUAAAAGUCCAAUUUCAAAAUAUUCAGUUCUUUGACCACAUUCUUUCUGUGUCAGAAACCUAUGCUAUGUCAAAUUCUUAAUCACAAUCCAAAUUCAGAGCUGUAUCAAGCUUGAAUGUAUUGUCCAUACUUGCCCAACUGUUCAGGGUUCGACAUCUGUGGUCGUAUUAAGCUGCACACUGCAGAGCAUUCUAUUUAUUUUUGUGAAAAUUACUUUGAAAGGACAAUGUACAUUUUUGGGGCUUAUUGUCCCUGUAAAUUCACGGGAAAAAAAUAUUUAUUAUAGUAAUUGAUAAUCUUUUUUUUUUUAAGCCUGAAAAAAGGCUUUUAGAGAAUGUGUACAUUUGACAAGUCUUGAUGGCUGUGACAUUAUAAAAAUUAGUUCGUAAUAGAGAUUUUUUCAGAUAUUUUGCAAAUAAAGCUAAUUACAGAAGCAUUUUGGCUUGAUCAAUAUACUGUAAAAUCAGAAAUUAUUGCAAGGUUUUUAUUAAUGCGAAUAAUGCAACUGUGUGAGUAUCACAGUAAUAAGAACUCACAUUUUGGUAUCUGAAACAUACAUCUGUAUGGAGAUUUUCCUGAAAUCGCAAUAAUUAAUCUCGCAUUUUUGUCCAUUCUUAAAAAAUCGCAAUAAUAAAUGCAAGCAAUAAUUUCUGAAUUUACAGUAAUUGUCGAAGACAAUUUUCUGCCAGUGAGUAUAUACAUACAAGAUAUAACUACUUUCUAAAUAAUUUUUGAGUGAUUGUUGUGCUCUAUGGUAUUUCUAAGCAUGUGCAAGUCAUAUAUUCACGAUUUUGCUUAAUUUUUCUGUCAUUCCAAGGCUUUAUAACCCAUGAAAUGAGUAUGUUUUAAAACAAAACUGUAAUGAUUUAUUUAAGUAUAAAGAUUCAACAUAUAAUACUGCAAAUAAGAAAUAGUUCAAAAUACAUUUGAUUUUAAUGUCAAUUUGUGCAAAAAUCUUACCUUCACCUUUACCAAAAUCCAUACAUUUUCACAAAAAGUCUUCAAAUGAAAAUCAUUUCUAAAUCAAUCAAUUAGAUUAAUCUUCAUUAAAUUUUAACAGUUAAUGCCUUGAAAAAGUGAUAAUUACCGCUUUUCUGCUGAACAUCCAGCAAUAAGGAGUAAGAGCAAAAAAAAAGUAGUCUUAAUUUCCAAUGACUGGCUUCUUUGCCUUCUCUGAAUGGAGGAUUGGUUAACUUCAAUAGUGUAAAAGUUACUAUAUUUCCAUCGUAUUUCUAUCGUACUUUAAACCUUCUUUUUUUAUCUGUGUAAACAAGUCAAUAAGAUGCCUAAGACCAAACAGGUAUCCUGA